Pocillopora damicornis (cauliflower coral) is the source of this 1439-nucleotide messenger RNA. RefSeq names its product WD repeat-containing protein 13. Gene Ontology annotation, molecular function: protein binding; promoter-specific chromatin binding. Lineage: Eukaryota; Metazoa; Cnidaria; Anthozoa; Scleractinia; Pocilloporidae. Gene Ontology annotation, cellular component: nucleus. The record is from RefSeq and is a predicted model, not a curated record.
AUACUCUUCCAGACAAGUUUUGAUUCCUUGCACAUUGAUCCAUCUGAAGGGGGACAUUCUCCUGGCAAGCCUUCACAUCGUCGUUACCACAGUUCAGGCUCCUUUAAAUUCUUACCUCAAGCUGAUAUUCCAGAAUCACCUCCAAGGGGUGUGGUACCCACUCGUAAGGCAGAAGCCAGCAGGCGGAUGGCAGGGAACACUAGUUUGGGUGAGAAUUAUGCCUUUGCUGGGAUGUAUCACAUCUUUGAUCAGCAUGCAGAAAGUGUCACAGCAAUCAAAUUUGCCAAUGAUGACAAGUUUCGCUUGGGGUGUAGUUCUGCUGAUGGGACACUGUCUGUCUGUGUUCUUGUUCCAUCCCCUCCAUCAGUUACUUGUACACUGAGAGGACACACAGCAGCCGUAACAGACUUUGACUGGUCAAUUACCAAUGACUUUAUACUCUCUGCAUCUUUGGAUGGUACAGCAAGGGUGUGGAAUCCUGCAUCUGGGCAGUGUCUGCGAGUGGUGAAUGACAGUCAUUCCUGUGGUUUGACAGCUUGCAGAUUUCAACCUGUGAAUAACAACAUGUUGCUUACUGGAAAUCAGAAGGGUCACCUCAGUGUUUUUAACAUGUCCACUGGCAAAGGUUUUAAGGGUGGCAGUGCUAAAGUUUCAGCUGGGGUUAAGUCUGUUGAGUUUGACUCAUCUGGUAUUCUUGUGUGGGUGGGCGAUGAAAAGGGAAGCAUACACGCAUUCUGUUUUGAUGUGGCCUCUGGGCGGCUUCAUAAAGCCAAGCGAAUGUCUAUAGCAGAGGGUAGUCCUGUGACUUCAAUCUCAUAUCGCAGCUGGAUGAAUCGUGAGGCUAGGGACCCUGUGCUACUUGUCAAUGUGGCCAUAAAUUUACUUUGCCUCUAUGGAGUUGUAGACGAUAUGGGUGGGCUAAAAUUAAAAAAGUCAUUUGCCGUUGAACACAAGUCUCGUCAUGUAAGAAGUUCAUUUUGUCCCCUGAUGUCGUUCAGACAAGGCGCUUGUGUCGUAAGUGCUAGUGAAGACAUGGCCGUCUAUUUCUUCGAUGUGGAGCGCGCCGAGAAGCCUUGUGUGAAUAAACUGUUAGGCCACUCGGCACCAGUCCUCGACGUUUGUUGGAACUAUGACGAGAGUCUGCUGGCAUCCUGUGAUACUGAGGGAACUGUGAUAGUGUGGAAGCGAGAACAGCGGGAAAAGCACGUCCCGUGAAGCGCUAAUGGAAAAUGCUGGUGGUAAAAAACUAGGAAUACUUAUCAUAAUGAAAUGUAUAAUUAUCGAUAUCAGUGUAAGAUAGGAAAGCAUCUACAUGUAUUUGUUUUAGGAUAGUAUGUUGUAAUGAUAAACUGAAGACAACGGAUUCCGCUACGUUAAUUUGUCAGGCAACGUUGUUUAUAAUCGGUUUAGCAUUAAAAUAUUAAAAGACUUUUUUCAUA